Molecule: messenger RNA, 3092 nt
Organism: Episyrphus balteatus (marmalade hoverfly)
Lineage: Eukaryota; Metazoa; Arthropoda; Insecta; Diptera; Syrphidae
Gene: Pc
Product: polycomb group protein Pc
Exons: 2
Coding region: 492-1544 (350 amino acids)
Source: RefSeq, a predicted model, not a curated record
CCAUCAUGGCCGACGAACAUUCGUGAAAACACCGGAGUCUUGUGAACUACGUAAUAUUUGUAAACAAAUUUUUUUAAACAAAUUAUUCUAUUAAAAAAAAAAACAAUAUAAUCUUCUAAAAAGAAAAUAAAACAAAUUCUAAUAAAAAUACAAUUAACAAUCUGUAUAAUUCCUAUUUGUUAUCUACAUAAAAGAAAUUUGUGUGAAAAAACUAUUCCAAAAAAAAGAGAAGAAAAAAAAAACUUUCAGUACUCAGAAAAGGACUGCGUAAAAAAGAAAUAAUUCACAGACACAUCCGUCGUGCAAAAGACUUUUUCUGUAAAUCCAUCUUAGCGUGAAAUUUUGAGUGAAUUAACAAAUCUUCUAAAAGUGAUUCUGUGUUUCGCUUGGAAAAUCAUCAAAAAAGUGGAUAAAUUCACGAGGAAUCGCAGCCGAAGAACGGAGCAGAUUUUCACAGUGUUGGAGUCAGAAAUUUGUAAAAACUGGAAAACAUGGGCAGCUCCGACGAUCGGGUGUACGCAGCGGAGAGAAUAAUCCAGAAACGUGUUAGAAAGGGCGUUGUUGAAUAUCGUGUGAAAUGGAAAGGUUGGAAUCAACGCUACAACACUUGGGAGCCUGAAGUAAACAUUCUCGAUCGUCGUUUGAUCGAAAUUUACGAACAAAGCAAUAAAUCCUCUAGUACUCCUUCGAAACGUGGAGCAAAGAAGAAGGAAAAAGAGCCCGAUCGUAAUAAUAUUGAAUCAGAAGACGAUGACGAUACUAUCGGUGAUGACAAUGACACCCAAACAACAUCUUUGGAUAAAGAAAAACGCAAAGAAUUGAAAGCAUCCUCAGAAAAGGGUGUUAACUUAAAUGUGGCCGCAAAUUUGAGACGAUCUGAGUCACCAAGUCAGCAACGAGCAUCACCAUUCAUUCCUGAGAAUGACACAAAUUCCAGCAGCAGCGAAGAUCAACCUUUGAGCAGCAGAAAAGAGCCCAUAAUUGGUACCAAACGUAAAGCCGAAGUACUCAAAGAAUCUGGCAAAAUUGGUGUCACAAUCAAAACAUCCCCCGAUGGGCCACCACCCGCUAAAAAUUAUUGCUUAGACUCGGCUGCUCCUAUUUCGACACCGCUUAAAGCCGAAUCAGCACCACUUUCACCAGAAACACCAGCAUCACGCCCCGAACAGGACAUUCCAUCAGAUAAACCGCAGCAGUAUGCCAAUCAGCAACAACUACAGCCACCACUUGUAGUCCAGCAGCAACCACCAGUAGCAGCGGCUCCACCACAACUUAGGGAUGACAAUGAAUCAAAACCCAAAGAUCUUCAUUAUCAGCAUAAUAGCAAUAAUCAUGUCAAAAUAUCACGGUCACAGUCACCGCCACUAUCGCCCAAAGUUGCAGCCCCACGCUUCUGGCUGCCAGGCAAGUGUAAAAUCUCUGACAAAGUUGUCAUCACCGAUGUGACAGUGAAUUUGGAAACAGUUACAAUUCGUGAAUGUAAAACCGAAAGAGGCUUCUUCCGUGAGCGGGAUCUCAAGGCCAGCGGCGAUGUGGCCAACUGAAAGCGGGCCAAAAACCGCCACAAGGAGGGUCAUCACCACAAUCCCAACCAUAAUCAUCAUCACCACCACCAUCACCGCCAUCAUCAUAAUCAUCACACAACAACAACGACGAUGACAGCAAAAACGGUGGCGGUGGCGACAACAGUAGCAGCAGCUGCUGCUCUGUGAAGAUGAGUAUAUUGAAGCAGGACUUUCCAAAAUUUAUUUAAAAUAUAAAUAACAACAACAGUACUCUAAAAGCAAAUGGCUUUUAAAAUCCCAUUUGCCUUAAUUUAUUUUAAGUUAUUAAUUGCGAGAGAGAAAAAAAUCAAACAUAAUUUGUUUAAAAAAAAUACUGUAAAUAGUUAUUACAUCCCUCCCUCAAUAAUAUUUCGUUGAUCAUUUAGUUAAGCAUUUAUCACAGAAUUUAAUGAAAAUCACUCGGAAUAUAGGAUUUUAGAGAGAAUAGAAAUCCAACUUAUAUAAGAAAAUCAAUUAAAUUAUGUCAUUUUAAGAUCACUGAAUUAAGGAAUUUAAAACAACAAGGUAGACCUUUGUUGUGUUUUUUGUUUAAUUUAGAUUGUUUCUUUGUGUAAAAAUGUUCAUGAAGACACACUUACGAAGGAAAUUUUUUUUUUUAAAUUUUCAUUACUUAAGCAAAAAGCUGAAAGUUAAGUUUAUAAAGGCCUGCACUUUACAAACUUAAUGACGGCCGAUAGUUUACCGGCCGCUAAAAAGUCUGUAAAGUUUAGGGGCUUAAUCCUUACUUAAUAACUUAUUUACUUUCUAAUUGAAUUAGGGGAACCUAAAUUAGUAAAAUCAAAACUACAAUAUAUUAUAGUUUGGACGAUAGUUGCCUCCAUCAUAUCAAUAUAGAGAGAUAGUGAGAGACCAAUAGUUGAAACGACUUUGGCUUUUAGUUUUCAUUUUACGUAAUUUGGGUUAAGGUUACCAUUAUCGUAAGACCACCCUCAAUAAAUGCAGAUCAAUUUAGUUUGUUUCAGAAUUAAGUCGACAAAUUUUUGACAAAAUAUUUGACUUCUUUUUAAUAACAUAAAAUCAUAUUUUAAUUGGAAAGCUUUUUUUUUAAUUCAAAAGAAUCACCACUAUCUAUACUUUCGAUGAAACUUCUGGUUGAAGGAAGCCUAAAGUUUCUCUUCGUUUGAAAAAUAUUACGAAAAUAAAGUCAUCAUCCUUUUUAUAUAAAAUUUUGUAAAGCAAAUAAUUUAUACAUUCAUCAGCCACUUGGAAGAUAACUUGCAAGCGUACUUUUUUUUUUGUCAUGUAGUUCUAAAAUUGCAAAGGCGUUUGAUCUUGGUCAUAGGACGUAUAUUUGUUGAACUAAAAAGUAAAUUCUUUUUACCCAAUCUUUCGUCACAAUAAGAGAAUUAACUAGCUUCUCUGUUAAGCCAGACUAAUUUUAUGUUAUUAAUUAAAUUUAAAUUCUCAUAAUCUAAAAGUGUUUUUAUAAAGCCUAGAUGCAGUAGAUUGUAAUGCCAAAAAUUUCACAGAGGCAUUUUUUUUAACAUAAAAAAACAUCGGCCUUAUGACGAAUUCCAUUCGUAUCGG